Hyla sarda is the source of this 3895-nucleotide messenger RNA. It is a transcript of the gene ZFAND3, whose product is annotated as zinc finger AN1-type containing 3. Gene Ontology annotation, molecular function: zinc ion binding; DNA binding. The transcript is spliced from 6 exons. Lineage: Eukaryota; Metazoa; Chordata; Amphibia; Anura; Hylidae. Bases 176 to 853 code for a protein of 225 amino acids. The record is from RefSeq and is a predicted model, not a curated record.
ACCGGCCUGGAUCACGGUUUGGAGCCUCGGACUGGUCGCCCCGGAGUCGCCGUGUUUCCUCGGCCUGUACCGCGGCCUCAUCCCGGGAGGGUCCCGACAGCUCGGGGGCAGCAGGGAGCGUGAGCGGCGCGGAGGCCCCGGCCUGGUGUACGGAGAGCGGCCCGGCCUGUCAGCCAUGGGAGACACCGGCAGCGAGCGCAGCAAACCGCCCAGCCUCCCCCCGCGCUGCCCCUGCGGAUUCUGGGGGUCCAGUAAGACGAUGAAUCUGUGUUCAAAAUGUUUUGCAGAUUUUCAAAAGAAGCAACCGGAUGAAGACUCCGCCCCCAGCACAAGCAGCAGCCAAUCAGAUCUAUUCCCCAGCGAGAUAAACAGCGAUAACGGAAAUACCUCUAUACCCACGCAGAGCAGUAGUCCCAGCCAGCCGCUCCUGACAGACCUGAAUGUAGCUUCUCCCAGUGAAGAUGAAUGCGGGCCCUGCACAGAUACAGCCCACGUGUCCCUCCUCACACCAAACAAAAGAUCCUACGAGUCAGAUUCCCAGUCAGAGGACGAUGCUUCCCCUAUAAAACGACCUCGACUAUUAGACAGCGGGGAAGGAUCCGACCGCAACCGCCCCAAACAGAAGAGCCGGCGCCGCUGCUUCCGCUGCCAAAUAAAACUGGAGUUGGUACAACAGGAGUUGGGGUCUUGUCGCUGCGGUUACGUGUUCUGUAUGUUACAUCGCCUCCCGGAGCAGCACGACUGCACGUUCGACCACAUGGGCCGCGGACGCGAAGAGGCCAUUCUGAAGAUGGUGAAGCUCGACCGCAAAGUGGGCAGGUCCUGCCAGCGUAUCGGCGAGGGCUGCUCCUGAGUCGCCGCCACCUUCCUUAACAACCAAAAUGCUGUUUCUAUUAGUUCACUAAUGUUAGCCUUAUUUAGGACAAUGUCAAGCAGGCUCUCACUACUGAGCAAGUCACAGACUACAGCCAAUCAGGUUCCUUCUAAUUUUUUUAUUUUUAUUUUUUUCCUUUUUCCGAGAACCGUGCAGGUACUUUAUCUAGACGAAUUUGGUAGUGGCCGGACGGUGGCUGUCGUCCAUGGGGAAAGCUCCAGGAACUUAUUUAAUCUUUAUAAUUUGUGUUCAUUCAUUAUUUUAUUUUAAUUUUAUUUUCCGUUCCACUGAUUUAAUAAUAAUAAUUGUUUUUGUCUUUCUUCUUCCAAUCCUGUUCUCCCAUUCGGACCGUCUUCGCCAAUCCUCAUCUUCACUCAUUGUUUUUGAUGUUAGCCCCUUAAUACCCAUCGAUUAUAAAUAAAAGUUGGGCUCAUGCUGAACGUCCGAAGUCGCGUCGCUAGUGAAGGUCCUGUUGGUCACUCGUGUCCUGUGUCUGAGUGUUAUUAUUAUUAUAUUAACAGCAUCAGGGAUUUCACUGGGUCGUUGGGGGUCACCCCUUUCCCCCCAGGCAGGUUAUCAGGUUUGUUACUUAUGGACCUCGGAAUAUGUUACAGACCGCCAGCGGUUCUCAUCAUCUCAGCGCUCACGGAUAUUUCGUAGGGACAGCCGAUCCUUACCUCACCCUGGACCCUUAAUGUAGGACGCUACCAGAAUGACUUAGAUUUACCUGAUUGGCGUUUGUUUGCUAUUUGCCAAGUGACGGUCUUUCUGGUCGAAUAAGGCUAAUUCACAGCACACUAGCCACGGCUGGAGCCUCCAGACCCGCUCUCUGUAGCUACAGAUAUAUAUAAGUGUAAACUUCGGGUUGGUUGAGUGGGGGGGGGGGGGGGUAAAGGAAACCUUUUGUAGCAAAUGGAACUUGUUAAGGAACAACCAGAAAUACUCCUGAUUUUUUUUUGUAAAUCUCCUCCUAAGUGAAAAUAAAGGGCUCAUAAGCCUUGAUUCUAUGCAGCCAUAGGGGAGGGAGAUCCGCGUGGGCGGGACCUUACCUUUGAGAAAGAUACAAGAGUUGGAGGAAUGGAAUGCCAAGGUAUCCGUUCAGAGUUUCUCAGGCCUUCGUUGGGGGUCUAAAAACUAUAUAGGGUGCACACGUCUCCUUAAGGUCACUUGCUUCUGUCUUAAAGGCUCAGAUGAACACAAUCCUAUAUCCUCAUGGGUUGGUUAGAAAUUAAGGUGACAGGUAGAAUUAAGGUGACAACACAAGCAACUGUUAAGAGAUGGAUUGCCAAGUUGGACAUGUGUAGAGCUUCUCGUGCCAUAGUGGAGGUUUUAGACUUUAAAGAACUGUAUUGUAUGCUCCACAAACCUUUUAAGGUCACUUACAAGUUCAACUCUUUCCGGGUCCUCAAGGGUAGUUCCGAGGAAACCUUGAGAAGAAAGUGUUAAAGAUUAUGAGGAAACCUGAGCAAAUGUAAGGGAAGGUUGGACAUGCGUAGGUUUACUCAUACAUUAGCUGAGGUCUAAGACCUUCAAGAACGAUGUAGCCUCUUCACAUAUCUCCUUAAGGUCAGAUCUUCGGGGGCAGCGUCAAUGAGCCUUGCCUGCAUGAAAGACGUAUCAAUGUUUAAGGAGAGAACUAAAGCAAAUGCAUGAGAGGGAAUGCCUGGUUGGAUAUUCACAGGGUUUCUCAGGCCUUAGUUCAGGUCUGAGACCAUGAAGGACUAUAUAUAGCACCCUUACAGAUCAGGUCAGAUCUUCGAGGGCAGUUCCAGUAGACCUCGCCCUUGAGUAAAAAGUGUAAAAGUUUAGGGGAGGAAUCAAGCAAAUACAAGUCUAGACAUGUGUAGGGGUCCUUGGUCCUCAGUUGAGGUCUGAAGACCCUGUAGAUCUAUAUAUUGUGCUCACUUGUGUAUUCGACCAUACUAACUUCUGUCUUAAAGGCUUGGGUAAACUUUUCUCACUCUUUCCAGAUCUUUGACUGUUUUUUCAUUCUUCCUCGCUAACUAUUUCAGCACUUUAAACCAAUAGAAAUUCAGUUUCAUCCUCGAUAGUAAUAGCUGAUGACUGUUCGGUAGCCCGCUCACGCACAGGGUCUGCUCCGUCCCGUCCUUUGGCACUUAUGCUCUUAAAGGAGGUUUGGUGGUCCAGGGACACCCCCCCCCCCCCGUUAACCUAAUCUUAUACCUGAUGAUACCAGAGGAUAACAUGGAGCAGGAAGCCACUGGUGAGGUCCUGACCCCCUCAUACUUAUGCAAUGCAGACCCCUUAGAUGAAGCCCACCCACCCGGGCAUUCCCAGUUGGUUUAUGUCCAAAACAAGAUUUUUAGCCUCUCGUUUCUUUUAGGAACUGAUCUUCUCUCAACAGUGAAGGAAGAUCCAAGGAUCUUCUGUGAUGGGAUCUUCUGUGAUGGUUCACAAUGCAAAAAAGACCACUAUGCCCCACCUCAUUCAACACCUGAUGAUGCAAUAGACAAUUGUCACCUUUACUGUUUAUGUUCUGCUUUAUGUUUUUUUUUUUUUUUCUGUUUUUGUGUUUUUUUGUUUUUGGGCGUCCCCAACGACCAUCAACCUACCCCCUCCCCCCCCUGUUCCUCUUCAACCAGAAGAUAAAAAGAUCCUUUUGUCUUUCCACCAUAACCAACGAUCCCGGGUGCCUAAGAUUUUAGAUCUUGGUGGGUGGUGACCGGAGCGGGCGUUACCCGUGAAUGUUGUCAUUCGGGGUGGGUUGGCAUCGCGGCAGUAGUUCACUGGGUUUGUUCCUUUGCAGUAUCUGUUCUGUGAAGUUUGUUCGAUGUGAGGGAAAAGUUUUAAUUUCUUGUAUCUUAAAAAGAAAAGAAAAAAAAUCUUAUUUAACCAUUUUUUUUGUGUUCUAGAUUUAAUUAACACAUGUAGCCUAAAACUGUUUUAGUUUAACAUUGUAAAAAAUAUAUAUAUAAAUAUAUAUAUAAAAAAAAAAAUUCUGGUAACUUGAUUCUUUUUUUUUUCUUCCCUUCCUGCUGAAAAAAAAAUUAAACGGUUGAA